GUGGCGGAGGGCUUCCGGCUUCCGAGUGUGGGUUAGUGAUGGGGAGUGCGAACUCCGGAGCAGGCGUCAAGGAGGAGACCUCCACGGAGGGAGACGGCGGAGGAGGAGACGCCGCUACAGCCGCCGCCCCGGACGCCUCCGAUCCUAGCGCCGACGGUGCCUUCGUCGAGGGCGAGAAGGUCCUCGCCUACCAUGGCCCUCUCAUCUACGAAGCCAAGGUUCAAAAAGCCGAAUUGCGAAAGGAUGAAUGGAGAUAUUUUGUCCAUUAUCUUGGUUGGAGCAAGAAGUAUGUCUUGGUGCAACUUUGGGAUGAAUGGGUUGGGACUGAUCGUUUGUUGAAGCUGACUGAUGAAAACAUUCAUAAGCAGCAGGCGCUAGAAAAGAACCAGAACACCGAUAAAAACCCAAAGUCUGGAAGGUCAACACAAAAUAAGCCAAAAGAUUCAAAAUUGGAUAAAGAGGAUCCUAGGAGCACUGUGUCAAAGGGCAAGAAGCGGAAGGCUCAGUCUGGUGUUGAGGAUGACAAGAGAACAUCAGAGAAUCUUGUAAAAUUACAAUUUCCUUUGACUCUUAAGAAGCAGCUGGUUGAUGAUUGGGAAUUUGUUACCCAGCUGGGUAAGUUAGUCAAGCUUCCACGUUCUCCAAAUGUUGAUGACAUCCUAAAAAAGUACCUUGAUUACCGGACAAAGAAGGAUGGGAUGAUCGCUGAGUCGGUUGGCGAGAUUUUGAAAGGGUUGCGUUGCUAUUUUGACAAAGCAUUACCAGCAAUGCUUUUGUACAAAAAAGAGCGGCAACAAUAUCAUGAAGCAGUUCGUGAUGAUGUGUCUCCCUCAACAGUGUAUGGAGCUGAACAUCUGUUACGUCUUUUUGUCAAGUUGCCUGAAUUACUUGCCUAUGUCAACAUGGAGGAGGAAGCACUUGUGAAAUUACAGCAGAAACUGUUGGACUUUCUCAAGUUUUUGCAGAAAAACCAGAGCGUCUUCUUUCUUUCGACAUAUGAUGGUUCCGCAGGAAUGGAUGAAUCUGAUACCAAAUAGAAGUCAUCUGUUCUCAGUGUUAUUUCCAUGCAUCUCUUUUAUGGCCUGGUUUUGUUGUAUGUCUUAGUUUAUGUUGCUCAGAGUUUUGCAGGAAAAAAUUGUAGCUUUAAUUUGACAAUGGUACAAAUGAGAUGGUGACCAUCAGUACCGGGUCAUGAGAUGUUUUAAACCGAUUAGAAAUGACGUGCGAAACUAUGUUGCAUUCAACUGGUCAUGUAAUUGGACUUGUAGAUGUUAAUUGCCACA
This is a messenger RNA of Musa acuminata subsp. malaccensis (wild Malaysian banana), 1283 nucleotides long. Its product is annotated as protein MRG1. Lineage: Eukaryota; Viridiplantae; Streptophyta; Magnoliopsida; Zingiberales; Musaceae. Gene Ontology annotation, biological process: regulation of DNA-templated transcription; chromatin organization. Gene Ontology annotation, cellular component: histone acetyltransferase complex; nucleus. The record is from RefSeq and is a predicted model, not a curated record.